GCAUCAUGCACCUCCAUUUCAUACAUGUUCCGCAAAAGGAAGAAAAACAAAUAACUCAAUCAUUCGCUGAAUCUGAACUGCAUACUAAAACAGGGAGGCUAUUGCCAUUUCGAUCGGCCAUUUAUUUUGUCCGUCCACAAAACCAGCCCUUCCAUCCAUCCAUUGCUGCUAGUAUUAUCCUGUUUGCUGCUUCAGCUCACCGCGUUCCACGUGGCACAUGCAAUGUUUUGCUAGUAAUCCGGGGAGGCCGAACGACGACCGCCAACGCGCACACACGCAAAAAAAAAAAAGUCAAAAACUAGAGCCGAUCGUUUGAUCGAUCGCUAGGCAAGAUGAGCGGCUGCCUCUGCCUCCCCCGCUAUAAAAAGGCACCCAACGGGGCGCCAUCGCCGCCACCACCACCACCAGCAGAAGCAGCGGCAGCGGCAGCGGCAGCGGCAGCGGCGAAUCCGUCCGUAGAUUCUUCUUCCUCCUCCCUCACCAACAACCAUCCCCCACCCUCCGAGAAGAUGGACGCCGCCGUCGACCGCCUCAAGGAUGGGUUCGCCAAGUUCAAGACCGAGGUCUUUGACAAGAAGCCGGAGCUCUUCGAGCCACUCAAGGCCGGACAGGCGCCCAAGUACAUGGUGUUCUCGUGCGCCGACUCUCGCGUGUGCCCGUCGGUGACCCUGGGCCUGCAGCCCGGCGAGGCCUUCACCGUCCGCAACAUCGCCAACAUGGUUCCGGCCUACUGCAAGAUCAAGCACGCCGGCGUCGGGUCGGCCAUCGAGUACGCCGUCUGCGCCCUCAAGGUCGAACUCAUCGUGGUGAUUGGCCACAGCCGCUGCGGUGGUAUCAAGGCCCUCCUCUCACUCCAGGACGGAGCACCAGACUCCUUCCACUUCGUCGAGGACUGGGUCAGGACCGGCUUCCCCGCCAAGAAGAAGGUUCAGACCGAGCACGCCUCGCUGCCUUUCGAUGACCAAUGCUCCAUCUUGGAGAAGGAGGCCGUGAACCAAUCCCUGGAGAACCUCAAGACCUACCCGUUCGUGAAGGAGGGGGUGGCCAACGGCACCCUCAAGCUCGUCGGCGGCCACUACGACUUCGUCUCCGGCAAGUUCGACGUAUGGGAGGCAUAAAUCCGACCGUCCGUUGGGUUAGUCAGUUUGACGCCUACGCUUGGCACAAGCACCUGAGGAUAUCGAUCGUCCCCGAUCAUCAUCCAUGUGAACGCGUGGAGUGCUGCGUACGUACGUACCUGAUGUGAAUGCUGUAUUAAUAAUAAUAAUCAUAUAUAUAAGUAACAAGAAAAAUAUCUCCUCUACUUUUUCCUGACGCGGAGUUGUACUACGUAUGAUGCAUAAUUUGAUCGCCUUGUGAUUAAAAGACAUCAGCUAUAAUUUCUCUCAAUAAUAUUAUUAUGAAGAGUUUAUCUUUUUACUA
Molecule: messenger RNA, 1422 nt
Organism: Oryza brachyantha (malo sina)
Lineage: Eukaryota; Viridiplantae; Streptophyta; Magnoliopsida; Poales; Poaceae
Product: carbonic anhydrase, chloroplastic
Exons: 8
Coding region: 333-1118 (261 amino acids)
Biological process (GO): carbon utilization
Molecular function (GO): carbonate dehydratase activity; zinc ion binding
Source: RefSeq, a predicted model, not a curated record